UCUCGUUUCAGUUUCAGUCGAGCAAUCGUUGUGCACGUGUCUAUCUCUAGGUCGUCAACACACGCACACGUCGUGUUCACCCCAUUGUUAUCUCUCUUAUUAUCCACCCUUUGGAUAAUGUGCGGUUAAUUGGGGGAUGGUGCGGCGCUCGUCCACCAUUCGUGGUAAAAAACAAACGAUGCAAUAACGAGCCAUUGUCCACGUUGCAAGGGGUGGUCAUGGAAGCGGAUCCCCCUAAAAAGACCAAGGGGUGCGCGCCCACAGUCGGCCUGGGGCUGGUGGUGUGUGUUUUGUGUGUGGUGAGUGUUUACAACGGGUGGCGGCAGAUCCUCCUCCAAGACAAAGUGGUGCUGUUGGAGGAGAGACUGCGGCUGUUGGAGAGACGCACCGUGGAGGAUGCGGAUGUGCUGGUGGAGAGGUUUAAGCGGGAGGCGGUGGAGCAGGUGAAGAGGAGGGUGCAGAGGGAUGUGGGGGCACGUGGAGUUGACAGGAGCGAGAGGGAGGCUCCAGAAUGCAUCUGUCCGGCAGGUCCGCCUGGCCCCCCCGGCCCCCCUGGACCGCCCGGGAAGCGCGGUAGAAAAGGCAAAAAGGGCGAUGUAGGAGAUGCUGGCCCUCCGGGUUCCGCUGGGGCGCCGGGCAAGAACGGCUUUCCGGGUGACAAGGGUCAGAAAGGCGAUAUGGGCUACAUGGGUCCGACAGGGGUGCGCGGAUUUCCGGGAUUUCCGGGGCCUAUUGGGUUAGACGGUCCGAAAGGCGAUCCCGGCCGGCCUGGCGAUAAAGGGCAGAAAGGCGAUGUCGGUAACCCCGGUUUCGACGUGUUUCAAGCAGUCAAACAGCCUGGAAGGGGUUUAAAAAGAUCGGUAACGACGUUACGAGGAGGCACCCUGGGCUAUGCUGAGAUCGUAGCUGUCAAGGGCGAACCAGGCGAGCCGGGUCCUCCAGGGCCUCCGGGUCCUCCAGGCUCUGAAGGUCUUCCAGGACAUGACGGACGACAGGGAAUUCCGGGCGAACCCGGCCCUCCGGGCGAAAAGGGCGAACCUGGGCCCAUGGGCCCCAUCGGACCUCCCGGAAUCGACGGAUUGCAAGGACCGAAGGGGGACAGGGGGGUAAUUGGCAUGAUGGGAGCGCCGGGAUUUCCGGGACUUCCGGGCCAUAUGGGUCUUCCAGGAAUUCCGGGACGCAACGGGACCAAAGGCGAAUCUGGGCCUCGAGGCGAAAAGGGCGACAAGGGUGAGAGAGGACUUACGACGACUGUCAAUGGGGAGUUUCCAACAGGUUUGGUAGAAGGGCCACCAGGACCACCAGGACCUCCUGGUGAAAAAGGUGAAUCCGGACCUGUAGGCCCCCCUGGUUUACCUGGCGAAAAGGGCGCCCGAGGCCGACGUGGAAAACGGGGUCGAGACGGAGUGGCCCUCGGGCAAGGCCCACCAGGUGCAAAGGGUGAUUCAGGUGAACCAGGGCCCAAAGGUGAUAAGGGCGAUAAAGGGUUUACCGGCUUUCCAGGUCCUAAGGGCGACAUGGGCUUGAUGGGCACUCCUGGGGAGGCCGGCAUUAACGGCGAACCUGGCCCUCAAGGUCCUCCCGGUCUUCCCGGCCAAGUGGGCCCCAAGGGCGAAAAGGGCGAAUACGGCGAUAUUGGUCCACCGGGUCUCAUGGGUCCUCCUGGUCUACCCGGCCCUCCAGGCUAUCCCGGCCAAAAGGGCGAAAAGGGUGAAAAAGGCGAAUCAAAAUACAAAAAGCUGCGUCGAAGACAGUUCCAGGGAGACGGCACUGGGGAAAUAACAACAGGAGACGUGAUUAUGGGACCUCCGGGUCCCCCUGGACCUCCGGGUCAGAACGGUCUUCAAGGUCCUCCUGGGAUUAAAGGGGACCGAGGAAUGGAUGGUAUAAAGGGAGAGCCAGGUGAAAAGGGUGCUAAAGGCGAUCCGGGACCGAUGGGUCUUCCUGGUCCCAUGGGUCUGAGAGGUGAGAGUGGUCGACCGGGUGAUUAUGGGAAACCAGGGCCGAUGGAGGACAAUAACUGGUGAUUCCCAGGAUAGUCAAGAUACUGCCAUAAACGACGUUCAAGGCUAUAUCUGCAUUUUUUAUUUUUGUUUGAUUUUUGUUUUCUGUUUUUGUAGAAUGUUAACAGUGCGACAGAAGUUAUAUAAGGGAAGUUACGAGAUAAUAUUCUAAAAACAACUAGGGUUAAACAGAAAUGUUUUAUAUUACCUUUGUAUCUAAAAUAUGCUGUAUUUAUUGCUACUUUAAUAUUUAUUGUUUAGAGAAAUGGCGGGCAGCUGUAACAAGUUUCAACGCCAUCAGGUGAUCCUGAUCACACAAAAUGGUGUAUUAUUUAACUUGCAACUGUUAUUCUUCCCUUAUUAUUCCACGACAGUUUUUAAAAAAGUCAACAAAGUUGGAAACUUGUCUCAACUGUCCCCACUCAUCCACAACGGCCUUUCCGGCCUGACAAAUCGUUUUACGUCCAUUUAGUACUUAACACUCUUUUAAUUGAUUAUGAUGACUUGUCAAUUUAAAUAGGAAAGAGUGUAUUAAGAGAAAAAACAUAGACAGUGAAGAUCGAUUUUUAUAUAAAUAUUACAAUUACUAUUUAUUAUAUUUGUAAAAAGGAAGUUUUGCAAGACCAUUAAUUUAUAAGUUGACGAAUGUGUUGUAAUAUAAGUGUUACAUUUUUAUAGGUGUCUUAUAGUAGUUGAUAGUUUGUAAUUAAAAACACGAAAAAAACAACAUAUAACGUGACUGACUCUAGACUAAACACCUAAAACCAACCUGUAAAAUAUUUUACUUUUAAUAAUUAGGUAAUAAUAAGCUUCUGUAAACGAUAACAUGUACGAAAUAAAUGUAUGUGCAUGUGCUGUAAUUAUUAAAUAAGCUUGUGUUACAUUGGCCACCUUGAGCUUCUCCCUUUUGUCCCCAAAUAAGUCCUAAAGCUGGUUUUUGUCUCUUUUUGAGACCAGCUUUGAUGGCAUGACGAUAACAUCGAUGCAUCGUGUGCAUUGAGUGCAUUCACAUUUCAUUAACAUAUUCUUGUGUUGUUUAUUUCCAUUUUUGUUUCAAUUAUUUUUCU
This is a messenger RNA of Tribolium madens (black flour beetle), 3070 nucleotides long. RefSeq names its product collagen alpha chain CG42342. The record is from RefSeq and is a predicted model, not a curated record. The transcript is spliced from 22 exons. Lineage: Eukaryota; Metazoa; Arthropoda; Insecta; Coleoptera; Tenebrionidae. Bases 219 to 2027 code for a protein of 602 amino acids.